CCCCUGAGAUACCAUGGCAGAAAAGUCAUCGCCUUUCAAGGUCAUCAUUGCCGGCGGCAGUCUGGUCGGCUUGACAGCAGCGGUGGCGCUGGAAAAGGCCGGGAUCGACUAUGUGCUCUUGGAGAAGCGAGAGAUUGCUCCUCACCUGGGCGCGUCGGUGUCCAUCCACCCGCACACGCAGCGGGUGAUGGAGCAGCUUGGAGUCUGGCCCGAGAUCAAGGCGGCCGUCGUGCCGCUGGAGACGAGGCAGCACUAUGAUGAGAACGGCUUCUUGUUCGAGGACUCUUCCAUCUUGAAGGAGAUUUCCAAGAUGACCCUCAACCGAUGGACCACCUUCAUGGAGCGGAGGUUCAUGCUCAGCUGCAUCUACAACCAGGUCGCAGACAAGUCCAGAACCCGGGCCCAAACCGGUGUGGCUUCCUACACGGAGACGGAAGAUGGCGUCGAGGUGAUCACAGACAAGGGCGAGGCCAUCCGAGGCGACAUGCUCAUUGGCGCCGACGGCAUCCACAGCACCAUCCGCACGCUGAUGGCUGAUCACAUCGCCUCAACUGACCCUGAAGCAGCCAAGGAGAUGCGCAGUGGCUUCGUCAGCAACUAUCACUGCAUCUUUGCAACCUCCAAGAACGCCAAAGCCACGGCUGAUGGCAAGCCGUUCUUGCCUGACGGAGCGGUGCACAAUGUCUACUACUCAGGCUUCUCCGGUGUCAUCGCCGCCGGUGUUCCAGGCCUUGUCUUUUGGUUCCUCUUUGUCAAGAGUGACCGCACAACAUACACGCCUAAUACGCCACGUUUCACAGAGGAGGAUAUGGAAACCACAAUCGCCAAGUACGGGGACCAUGCUGUUGGUCCGGGGUACACGUUCAAGGAUCUCUGGGAGAGCAGAGUCCGGGCGAACAUGCUGCCCCUCGAGGAAGGCGUCCUGAAGCCAAAGUGGAACUCUGGCAGAGUGGUGCUCAUGGGCGAUGCGGUCCACAAGGCCACCAUCAACCCUGGCCUUGGCGGUAACCUGGCCGUCGAGGGCGUUGUCCACUUGAUGAACGAGCUGGUGCCCUUGGUGCGGCGCUGUGAGGCCGAUGGGCGGAGGCCAACCAAGAGCGAGGUCACGGCUGUUCUGGAUACCUAUGAGGCGAAGCAGCGGCCGCACGCAAACACCAUUGUCACCAUGUCUGGAUAUGUUACCAAGUAUGAGGCCAUGGAGACGUGGUGGCUGAGGCUCUUGCGGAGAGUGUCUCCCUGGGUCAGCGACAAGACUAAGGCUGGCGGCUUCGUUGGCUACAUCAACGAAGGGCCGUGGCUCAACUACUUGCCGAACCCGGACAACGAACGGCUGACUGAGAAAAUCACCGAGAAGCAGUAA
Molecule: messenger RNA, 1360 nt
Organism: Trichoderma reesei QM6a
Lineage: Eukaryota; Fungi; Ascomycota; Sordariomycetes; Hypocreales; Hypocreaceae
Exons: 2
Coding region: 14-1360 (448 amino acids)
Molecular function (GO): FAD binding
Source: RefSeq, a predicted model, not a curated record